AUGUCCUCCCCUAUGAAAGGAAUCCAAACCAUACCCCCAAUCGGAAAGUUCCCACACAAGUCCAAGUCCCAAGAACCUAUCCUCAUUCGCCCUGGUCGUCUCUUCGAAGGUCAUCAUGUGGGUCGCAUCGCAGCACGCACAUAUUACGAUACAGGGCUCACCAACUACCUCUCUCCCCACCGCGCGGAAUAUUACAGCGACUAUGAAUUCGGAUAUCAGACUCGUGCUCAAGCGCGCAUGUUUUCGCCACGAAAUGUCACUUUUUUCGCGUACGAGAAGAGCACACCGGAGCACCCAGUAGGGUAUGCGCAAUUUGUAAGAUUGGGCGAUGAUGAGGCUGCGAAGAAGAUGGAUAUCGAUACGGGUGUCACGUGGAGGGUCUGCAUGUGGGUAUUGAGCAAGCUGUGGGAGCUUUGGGUUAGAGCGAAUUGGCGUUGGAGAGGUGGAAAUAAGAGCGAGGACCCGAACGCUGUGAAAAAUUUGGAGAAAUGA
Molecule: messenger RNA, 492 nt
Organism: Cadophora gregata
Lineage: Eukaryota; Fungi; Ascomycota; Leotiomycetes; Helotiales; Ploettnerulaceae
Exons: 1
Coding region: 1-492 (163 amino acids)
Source: RefSeq, a predicted model, not a curated record